Molecule: messenger RNA, 1232 nt
Organism: Lynx canadensis (Canada lynx)
Lineage: Eukaryota; Metazoa; Chordata; Mammalia; Carnivora; Felidae
Gene: FAIM
Product: Fas apoptotic inhibitory molecule
Exons: 5
Coding region: 391-930 (179 amino acids)
Biological process (GO): positive regulation of neurogenesis; canonical NF-kappaB signal transduction; negative regulation of extrinsic apoptotic signaling pathway via death domain receptors
Source: RefSeq, a predicted model, not a curated record
ACCGAGCGGCAGGCCGCGGGUCUCCCCUGCCCGGCCAGGCCCUGCGACCUUAGGAUAAUACACUUCCUGCCGCUUUUUCCAUGGACGCACAAGCAGACCGUAUUUGUGCAGACCCUAGAUCGUGAGGUGCCGUAACGUGGCUUCUUGGCCAAAUGAUGCAUUACGGGCAGCUACCCGUGGCUUCGCGUAUUUCCUGCGUCCUUUGUAUUGGCCACACUGGACUGCGUUCGUGUGCGCCAAGCUGACCGCCGCAUCCAUCCCCGGGGCCUGGCCCGGGCUGUACGUGCAGUUUGUUGAGUGACCGGACUGUGAUUUACUUCGUGGAUGCCGCGCCGCGCCCCGCUCCCCCGCUGUCGGUGAACUUGCAGCCCUCCUUAUAGCCUGGAAAAAAUGACGGAUCUCGUAGCCGUUUGGGAUGUUGCUUUAAGUGAUGGAGUCCAUAAGAUUGAAUUUGAACAUGGGACCACAUCAGGCAAACGAGUGGUAUAUGUAGAUGGGAAGGAAGAGAUAAGAAAAGAAUGGAUGUUCAAAUUAGUGGGCAAAGAAACCUUCUGCGUUGGAGCUGCAAAGACAAAAGCAACGAUAAAUAUAGAUGCUAUCAGUGGAUUUGCAUAUGAAUAUACUCUGGAAAUUAAUGGGAAGAGUCUCAAGAAGUAUAUGGAGAACAGGUCAAAAACCACCAAUACUUGGGUAUUACAUUUGGAUGGUGAGGACUUUAGAGUCGUUUUGGAAAAAGACACUAUGGACGUAUGGUGUAAUGGUAAAAGAAUGGAGACAGCAGGUGAGUUUGUAGAUGACGGGACUGAAACUCACUUCAGUGUUGGGAACCAUGACUGUUACAUAAAGGCUGUCAGUAGUGGGAAGCGGAAAGAAGGGAUUAUCCAUAGUCUCAUUGUGGAUGAUAGAGAAAUUCCGGAGAUUCUUGAAUGACUUCAUGAUGGUGCAUUUUAAUCUUAAGAAGUAAAGAUCAAGACUUUUAAAUUACUGUGGUAAUUAAAUAUGUUCAAGAUGUACUUUUUAGUACACUUAGUCUCCCAACUGUUUAUUUUUUAGUUACUUAAAACUAUAAUAUUCCAAGGGUCAAAAAAAAAUUAUGUACAAUCAUAAAAAUUGCAAUUUAUUUUGUAAAUAAUGUAAAGUGUUUUAAAGCCAAAUGGAAAAUAAGAUAUGGACCAAAAUCACUAAUGUUUUACAAGAGGAACUUUAACUAUAAUAAACACUAUAAAAUAAAA